Messenger RNA from Sorex araneus (European shrew), 6016 nucleotides. It is a transcript of the gene NCKAP5, whose product is annotated as NCK associated protein 5. Gene Ontology annotation, biological process: microtubule bundle formation; microtubule depolymerization. Gene Ontology annotation, cellular component: microtubule plus-end. The record is from RefSeq and is a predicted model, not a curated record. Bases 179 to 5881 code for a protein of 1900 amino acids. The transcript is spliced from 19 exons. Lineage: Eukaryota; Metazoa; Chordata; Mammalia; Eulipotyphla; Soricidae.
GGAAGAUCCGAAAACCCCAGGAACUCUCCUCAAUAGCCUUAGACCAUUGAGAAUGAAAGAGAGCCCCGAGUGAGCAAAAGCGAACCGCUCACCGUCCCUGUCUGCUAUGCCUUUUCGUGACCCUGGAAACAGAAGGGGAAUUCUUAUAAAUCACAAAGGAAAAUAAAUAACUUCACCCAUGGAGGAAAAGAGACAGCUUGAGAAAAGGGACUUUGGAAAAAGGCUGUCUCUAGACAGCAGUCUUGUGGAACACAUGGACUCUAAUAAAUAUAUUGAGCAUCUGUUAACUCAGCUCGAGGAGCAGAACAAAAGUCUCUGGAGGGAGAAGUUGGCUGUGGCCCGUCUGCAGCGAAAAGUUGCCCAAAGAGAGAAUGAGGAGGCCAUACAUGAGAAGCUGAUACAUGAUUUGGAAGAGGAGAGACACUUACGUCUUCAGAGUGAGAAGCGUUUGCAGGAGAUGACAUUGGAAUCUGAGUGCAACAGAAUUCAGAUGCGUGGCCUGCAGCAGCAAUUCUCCAGGAUGGAAGAAACAGUGCGGAAUCUAUUGCAGAUUCAAGGACGUCCAGAACAGAAAAAAGAAGAAACUGUUAAUAUAAUGGUCUAUCAGGAAAAACCAUCAGAGGAAGAGAGAAAGCACAAGGAAGUUUUGGAAGAUCUUCACAUGGUAGUGGAUGAGAAUUCGAGGAGCGAAAGCAGCAGCACAGAGGAGGGAAAAGAAAAGACCAAAUUGCUGUUAGAAAGGUUGAAAGCUCUUGAGGCAGAAAAUUCAGCAUUGGCGUUGGAAAAUGAAAGUCAAAGAGAAGAGUAUGAGAGGUGCCUGGAUGAGGUAGCCAACCAAGUUGUUCAAGCUCUACUAACUCAAAAGGAUCUAAGGGAAGAAUGUGUGAAGUUGAAAACAAGAGUCUUUGAUUUGGAGCAACAGAAUCGAACAUUAAGCAUUCUUUUCCAACAACGAGUCAGGCCAACUUCUGAUCUUCUCUUCCAGAAACUUCACUCACGAAUCUUAGAUCUCUCAUCUGGAGAUUUGCUUUCAGAGGCAGAACGCGGAAGUCUGACACGGUCACGGACUGAUGUUAGGAUGCACGAAUGCCAGCUGAAUACAAAAUUAGGAGCCCCUGCUUUGCGGUGUCAUGGCUUAGGGGUUGUCAUCCCUGGUCAUCUUUGUCCCCGAAAUAGCUGCAGUAGCAGUGAUCUGUCUCUUUCAAGCACCUGCAGUGAGUACUCCAGUGGCUCCUCCAACACGUGGCACGACAGCAAGAGCCUCAGAAAACGGCAAUCAUCACACAACUGGGAUAAAAGACUAAGUAUAGACUCUUCACUCCCAAGCGGCUUUGCCAGUCCUACAGAUGAACUACCUCCAACCCGGAUCAAGGAAAGCCACAUUUUGGAAGGACUAAGAAAGCUACAAAAGAGAAGAGUGUUCCUUGAACCCCCUUCAGUGAUAACCAAAUGGGGUUAUAAAGAUUGCAUGAACUCAAAUGAAGGAAUCUAUUCUCCAGGUAUCAAGAGUAGCAGCCUCCAAGAGUAUCCAGCUCCCACACCAGCUGGCACAGGGCCUCCUUGCUGGCAAGCCCACAAAACAUUUGUUUAUGACACAGAUUCCCAUGAUGAUGCAGAGGAGGAUGCUUUCUCCUUGGCAAAUCAGACCUUCAGGCCCCAUGGCUGUAAACUAACCCACAGUGUCUCUGACAGUCUUUUUGCCUGGGAGCUGAAUGGAAAAUACUUUUCAGAUGGCAUCCCCUCAGUUUACUGCAGGGAAAGGCCAGAAAAGCUGACCAGUUGUACCAACAACCAUCCCUGGGAGAAGCAGUUGUGCCCGACGCAUCAGGAAACUCAGUCUGAGAGAGAGUGGGGCCUGGACAGCCAGGGCCAUGUGACUCUCAAUCCCCAGCUUUCAGAUACUGAUGACAAUGAAACCCUCGAUGAGUUGCACAUAGGAAGCAGUGAUGAGAAAAGCCCUUCAGACCUGUCCUUGGCAGCCGACACCGACAAGUCCACAGAGAACCUGGACACUCUUGUGGAACUUGGAAAAUCUCAAGCUGGGUCUCCUGCUGAGGAGGAAAAACCAAUGACCAUCCAGUGUGACAGUAGGCCAAAGACAUUUAGCUUCAUUAAGCAGCAAAAGGUUGUCAGAAGGACUUCUUCAGAAGAAUGUAUUACUGUAAUAUUUGAUGCAGAAGAUGGUGAACCCAUUGAAUUCAGCUCUCACCAGACUGGCAUUGUUACUGUGACCAGAAAUGAAAUCUCAGUCAAUCAAGCCCCUACAGGACCCAAGGCAGAACACACUGAACUUUUACCUCAGGGAAUUGCUCAUUCACAGCCAGAAGCUGCUACAAGAGACUAUGCUUUCUUAAAGAGAACUGAGGAAGAGAAGGAGAAAAACAUUCCAAAAGAUGAUGUGGACAAUGUUGCCGCCACGUCCCCAGACUCAUUCAGCUCCAGGACAGCAGUGCAAAGUGUUCAGCGACAAAAUCUGACCGAACCAACACACCAUGGGUCAUGCCAGAAUAAUUCUAGAUCUUUGGUGGCCACGGGACUCUGUCAGAAGCAAAUUACAAAAAUUCCUGCCCGAGGUAAGACUUCACCUCAGAAAUCAAAAAUAAUGGAGCCUGAUGCCACCACAAGAAUUCCCUCCUCUGUCCCAGUGACUCUUGAAAAAUCACCACCUUUAACUCCUGGAAAACUCUCACGGUUCAAAAAGAUGGAGAGUUUGACACCCCUCUUUGAUUUAAGGUCAGACUCACACAUUCCAAAGCACCCUGCACAACCUCCUCAUGACUCCAAAAUGCCCAGCAGGAAAGACUGGUCCCAGCACUCCAAGAGCCAGAUUCCAGCAUCACAGUUGUUAUCACGGUCUCUCAAUGAACCCAGUGAGGAUGGAGAACCCCCCACAAGAGAUAAACACUGUGACCCUGAGCCAGAGGCAGGCCUUAAUUCCUCUGUGCCUCCACCCCCUCCAGGCAGGUCAGUCUCCCUGCUCAUCAAACCCAACUAUGAGUAUGUCUCCCCACCUUCAUCCGCAAAGCUUGAAACCAGGGUCCCUAAUGAAACAGUGGGGAGCGGAUUCAAAUCCCCCCUUCUGAAAGGAUCUUCUGCUCCUGUUAUCUCUUCCAAUCAGACCAUGACAGAAAUACAGGCAAAGAAACCCUCCAUGGCCUUCAGAAAGCCUCUUUCCACUCAUCCACUGCCCUCCACAGAAACGGGGAUUCAAACAAGAAGCUCCACACAUACCCCCUCUGGCUCAUUUGCUGUGAUGGCUGCAGCACCCUCAAAGAUUUCUCCAAAGAGAGGUGUCCCCAAAACCCCACUGCACCUAACACUGGGGACCACACAAAUAGACAACACAGGGAUACGGACUCCCAAGAAUUGCCCUUCAGCUCACGAGCCACUGGAAACACCAUCCUCCAAAAGUGCGCCUCCAGGAAGAAAGACUCAGUCAAACAACAGCAUCGCCACAUCACCCAAGCCUUCCUUCUUAGGGGCACAUGAGGCUCCAUCAUCUCAGGGUAACUGUCUCUCACCAUCGCCAUCCUCUAAAAGCCAUAGUACCCCACCUGGUUAUCAAAGCACUCAUGAGAAAGGGCUGAAAACCCGCCUUCCGGUUGGACUUAAAGUUCUCAUGAAGUCUCCCCAGUUGCUCAGGAAAAGUUCCACAGUGCCAGGGAAACAUGAAAAAGACAGUCUAAAUGAAGCCUCUAAAAGUUCUGUGGCUGUGAGCAAGGCAAACACCAAGGACUUCAGGAGGUCCUCAAGCCCUGAGGGGACAGGGCCCGAAAGAAACGAUCCUUCACUCAGUUUCCAAGCACAAGAUGGUUUGACUGACAGGCUUCCUCUAGAAACAGCACUGCCAGAGUCACCGGUAAGUAACCUCCCUGGUAGCGAAGAGAAAGAUGUGGUUGAAAACCUGUCAGUGAAAAGAUCUCUUUCCUCUCACAAGCCACACCUGAAACCAGCCUUAGGCAUGAACGGAGCCAAAGCUCGCAGUCAGAGCUUCAGCACUCACUCAGGAGACAAGCCCUCGGCAAGCCCCCUGGAAGGGUCAGGCAAAGUCCGAACUCAGAUUAUCACCAACACUGCUGAGAGAGGCAAUUCUCUCACCCGGCAGAGCUCCUCCACCGAGGGCUCUCCCAGCAAGAGCCCUGCAGCCCCCACAUCUGACAGUUUUCCCGUUGCUGGGAGAUCUCUGGGGCAUACGCCCUGCAGGCCAGGCCCCCAGGCAUGCACCAGUAGCUCCAGCAACCAACACGGGAGUCCAAGCAAGCUGCCACUGAGGAUCCUUCCAAAGUCAGAAGGGUUCCUCACCCCGCCUAAAACAGAAGAGCUGCAGACCUCCUCCCAAUAUGGCCCCAGUGUGGCCGUCCCUGAGGGACCGAUGAGCAGCCACUGUAGAUGCCCGUCCACCCCAGCAGACUGCCUGUACGCUCCGCCCAGUGCAGGGAAGACACAGCAGGCAGGCAAUUUUGAAACAAGCAGAACCUCCAAGACAGAAACUUCUGGAAGAUGUCCAGAUACUUCCACCACCAGGAGUGGUGCCGUGAGCCCAGAAACCCCCCUCUCGCCCACAAUCGAAGAAAAGGUCAUGUUGUGUAUUCAGGAAAAUGUGGAGAAGGGCCAAGUGCAAACAAAGUCCAGCUCUGUGGAAGCCAAGGCCAAGCCCGGGCCUUCUUUUGCCAGCUGGUUUGGGUUUCGCAAGAGUAGACUCCCCGCGCUCAGUAGCAGGAAAACGGAUAUCUCCAAAACCAAAGUGGAGAAGAAAGAAGCAAAAGGUUUGGGGUUUGCAAAUAAGCAGCUAAAAUCUGAGCGGAAGAAAGAGAAAAAGAAGUCUGAGCUACAGUGUGAGACAGACCAUGAGCUUAGCAGAGAUAUGGAGUUGGCUGAUACUCCAGACAGUGGUUUCCAAAGCAAAUGUAAACUGAAAACACCGCAUGACAUUUACAACCAAGUGAAGCUGGAACCAAAAACCAGAAGCAGCCCCGUUACUUGUUCAACAAAAGAUACCUUUAUGACAGAACUUCUGAACAGAGUUGAUAAGAAAGCAGCUCAACAGACAGAAAGUGGAUCAAAUAAUGUUUCCUGCAGGAGUGUGUUAAAGGGCAGUUCCCAGGCCUUCUGUCUCACUGGCAGUGCUGUCAGCACUCAAGGAAGCCACAAGAAAAGCAUCAAGAUCAAAGCGGAUAUGGAAAUCCCAAAAGACUCCCUGAUCAAAGAAGCAAAGGAAAAUUUGCAGGAGGAUGAAGAAGACACAGCAGCAGAUUCCUUAUUUCAGAGCCACAUUAUAGAGUCAAAUUGCCAGAUGAGGACAUUGGACAGUGGGAUUGGAACCUUCCCUCUCCCAGACUCGGGAAAUCGAUCAACAGGACGGUAUAUAUGUCAGCCAGACUCCCCAGAGGACCCCGAGCCCACCCUGUCUCUCCAGCCAGCCCUGUGUAGAGCUUCUUCCAUCAGAGCCCAGACCCUUGAACGAGAAGGGCCUUCCUCUGCAGACAGCCGGGGCUCUGAGGAAAACGUGAUUGUUCAUUCCACAUCCGACCCCAUCAUGACGACCAGAGUCAUACGACCACCUCAAAGUCGCCUCCCCAAACCAACCUCCUCAGGAAAAGUGGCAUCCCAAAAGCAGCCAGAAGCAGAGCCCAGGCCUCAUGCCUGCUCUUCAUUUGAAUAUGCUGAAAAUGCCAUGGCCAGUGAGCCUCUUCCAGAGAGGGGAGGUGACGACAGGGCUGCAGAGACCCAGAACAAGGUACCCCGGAUGUGUGCAUAUUCUGCCAGUGGUGGCAGUGAGAGUGAGAGUGACCCAGACUUUGGAAAUAAUGGUUUUGGAGCUGGAAGGGGAAAAUUAGUGAAAGCAAUGAAGAGCACCAUCCCAGAAAUUGAAACAAGUUGAAGAAACAAAAGAAGAUCCUGAGAAUAGAUUAUCUAAAAUUUCCCUGGAGUCAUUCAAUAAAUAUAACAGCAAUACUGUGAUUUUAUUAGAAAAAGAGAACUCUUCGAGCAAGGUUGAAGGACAAAAGGAAGAAAA